AUGAGACGCGGUGGUGGCAGAACGAGAUGCGCACAACCGAGAUCCAAACAUGAGUCAUCGUCGUCGUCGUCGUCGUCGUUGGAUGAAUUUAAAACCCCACCAACAUCUGCGGGGGAUGUGACGCCUCCUCCAGUACGAAGGACAUGCAGGGGCGGCACCACGCGACGACAUCAAUAUAAAAAGGAUGACGACCAUUCAACAUCGGCUAGCUUGGAGCAACAGGGGCUACGGGCUCCCGCGAAUGCUCCCGUUACCGGUGGUGUAGUGCGUCGCAUGAGAUGGUCUCAAUCCAUCAAUGAGAGCGUCAUGCGUGCGUACUAUGGGGCGACAGAGGGGGAAACUAACCUCACUUCGUACCGAUCAAGGAUGCUGUCUAUGUUUCAGGCGCUUCAACCAACAAUGACCGUGACUGCCCAACGAUUGUCGGAUCAGGUGCGGGCUAUCCAGCGACGUCACCUGCUGGAUGAGGCUCAACUUGAGCGGCUGCGCUUAGCCUUACCACAGAUAAAUGCCAUCCGUAGCUUACCUCAGCAAACAGUGCAAACCAACAUCCAAGAGGAGUUACAGGAUGGUGUCGAUCUAGCAGUAAGUACUGACCAGGAUGAUGUGCUUUUGAGGAGUGCUUUGGAAGAUGCGAUUUUGAUGUAUAGGUAUAAACCUCUUCAUUUAAGACCAAAACUGCCUCGGUUGCCCAUACAUAGACGAAAUAUGGCGUUAGUGGGAGUUCUAGACCAGAUAUUAGGUGAAUACCUCAUAACAUCUGAGGACCUAAGUGAUACGCAUUCGAUUCUAUUCUGCGGAGCCGUUACGGCGUGUCGUAUUGCAGGUAUUAUAUUCCCUGAACCACGUACGACUCCGCAGCGGACAGAUCAAGCUCCAGCUUGGCGGAUCAGAAUUGAAAGGCGUAUCACACUGUCUAGAACUCUCAUUGCUAAGCUUAUCUGCUUCAGAGAGGGUAAUAAUCGCCCUAGAGUCAUGCGAUUUGUGAGCCAGGCUUUUGCUGGGAGUAACAUACAUCCGUCCCAGUACUUAGUCUGUGUUACAGAUCGCAUUGACUUCCUGAAGCAGAAAGUUUAUGCAUGGGCACAACGUAUCAGGCGAUACAAAGAACGUUAUGACCGAUACCAUCAGAAUAGUAUUUUUCAAAGAGACCAACGGAAAGUGUACAGGAACUGGGAACAAUCUGGUGCCAGUGUGCCAGAUGGGGAACCACCGACUUCCGAUGCUAUGUCAGACUUCUGGCGUAGUAUCUGGUCGGCCCCUGUAUGUCACACUAAUGGUAUUUGGAUGAACGUUGUCAGGGAAAAGUGUGCAGCGGUGGAACCAAUGAUUCCAAUUACUAUCACGGCGGAUAACGUAAGUUGUGCAAUUCGACUGGCAUCAAACUGGAACUGA
Messenger RNA from Pararge aegeria (speckled wood butterfly), 1395 nucleotides. RefSeq lists its product as uncharacterized. NCBI's taxonomy places the organism in Eukaryota, Metazoa, Arthropoda, Insecta, Lepidoptera, Nymphalidae. The transcript has a single exon. Bases 1 to 1395 code for a protein of 464 amino acids. The record is from RefSeq and is a predicted model, not a curated record.